Molecule: messenger RNA, 4907 nt
Organism: Hylaeus volcanicus
Lineage: Eukaryota; Metazoa; Arthropoda; Insecta; Hymenoptera; Colletidae
Exons: 13
Coding region: 199-4023 (1274 amino acids)
Source: RefSeq, a predicted model, not a curated record
UGUGUGAUGCCUACUAGCGCCGCCUGGAUUUGUCUUACUAACUAAUGUGCUUGGACCAUGAAUGAGACCACGUGAAACAAAUAACAAUAACCUAUGAAAAGAUUUUUUAAAUGAACGUUAAUAAUUAAGAAUAUUAAUGUACGUGAAGUAAUGCAAUAUUAAUGUAAGUGAAGACAUCGAAAUUUAAAUAUAUAUAAAAUGGCUCUUUCAAGAGAAUUACUGAAACGCUUAAACUUGGAUGAAGAACCUUUACAUAAACGUUUGAAAUUGGCAGAAAAUGCUUUUCAUAAUAUCGAUAUACCAAUAAUUCGCAAAGAAGAUCUAAUUCUGGGAUGGCUUUGUAAUUGUAAAACACAUUCUACGGAUCAAAAUGUUUGGCUCUCUCUGAAGAGUUGUUUAAAAGCCACGCAUUUCGAUGUUAAGGUUGAUGUAAAAAAAUUCUUGAUUAAUGUUCUUGUAGAAAAAUUACAAGAAGACAUUGAAAGUGUACACAGUGAUAUUUCUGAAUGCUGUGAAUUAUUGAUUUCCAAUAAUGGAAUGCAACAAUAUUUCAUUAGCAAUCCAAAAGAUUUGGGGGUUUUAGUAAAGUCUUUAUUGAAUUAUGUAUUUAAACUUUAUAAACGUACCUUCAAUAUCGAUGAGCAUUCAAAAGAAGGUAUCGAUGUAACUUUAAUUAAUGAAAGCAAUGGAUCAAUAUCGAUAACGUAUAACAUAAUAAUUAGUGUUAUAGAAAAUAUAAUACAAAUGUUUAAAUCGACUCUUGCUAAUAAAGAUACAUUAAGAAAUAUAUUCAUACAGGAUAUUUUGUAUCCUUUAUGUUCUAUAAUUGAUCAUAAAUGUACCAAUAGUAUAAACAGAUUAGGAGCAGUAACCCAUAAAUGUAUUCAACAAUUAAUAUUUGGAAGAAAACAUACACAAAGUGAAACAUAUCUAAAGGAUGAAAGUAAAUUGGUAGAUUUAUUAUUUGUUUUAACUGAAAAUGCAAGAACAAAAGAUCUACAAAGUAAUUUAACAACAUUUGGUUUUAUUUUUCGUGCUGCGAUAGGUGUUUUUAAAUCAAACAGCAUUGUAUUGGAUUUAAUACUGCGAGAAUUAGUAGAAUGUGCUGGAAUGCAUAAAAAACAAAUCUUGAAUUCUCUUUUAAAACAUUUAAAUGACAUAGCACUUGAUUUUGAAAAUAAAAUACGUGGAAUCACAUUGUUUGAGUAUUUCCAGAAUGCGAUAGACAAUAUUUUAUUAAGCGAAAGUAUGAAUCGCGUAGAUUAUGAAAUUCUUACGCAAUUAUGUUAUCUGAAUCCUCUCAUAAUAGAAAGAAGGAUUCAAGAUAUACUGAGAAAAGUAUUUGCAGAAAGUCCAACAAAUACAAAUAUACAAUAUACAAAUUUAAUGAUUGCCAUUCUAAAUGCUACUAUACAUUUGAGGCAAGAGAAAAAGUUAAUUUCAGCCAUAUUAAUAGCUGUAAAAUAUUCUUCGAAUCAGAAUUCAAAUAUGAAACAUAAUAUGUUUUUCCCACAAGAAUUCAAAGAAACGUUUUUAAAAUCAUUGAAUAAUAUCACAGUUUCGCAAAGUGUAUCUAUGUUAAGGACACUGGUGUAUUAUUUAAGAAAUGAUUGUAUGGAAGUACUACAAUCAAGUAAUACAAAUGAUACGUGUAUAAAUAUUGCAAUAAUGCAAGCAACUGUUGAUUUACUAGUUACAUUUUUAGAUGGUUUAUGUAUUUUUGAAUACUCGAGAAUGUUAACUUCCCAUCAAAAAUUUAUAAAUACAUUUGACGAUUUAGGAAAUAUUUUAUCGCUUCUAACAGACGAAAUUUUACAUUUGAAUCACAAUAAGAAAAUUAUUACAAUAUUAUUAUCUGCAAUAUUUUCAUGGAAUGAAACGCACAGCGCACUGAAAUAUUAUGUGCCAAAUGCUAUUGCACAAGAGUUAAGAUUUCCCAUAUCACAAGUUCAGUGGCAACAAUUGUUUCAAAGAAUUACAAAUUUUGGUGAAGAUAGUUGUAAAAACAGCAUGAAUAAACUUGUUUUACAAAGAGUUAAAAUAUCCCAACAUACUUUAAACGAGUCUUCCAUUAAAUUUAAUAGUUUAUUAGGUGGCUUGGAAUUCUCUUGGCCCUCUAUAUUGAAACUUAAUACAGAAAUAAUAUCGUUUUUAACUAAUAAAGAGAUGUCGAAAGUGACACAUUUAUUAGUAACAGAUAUGACUUCCAGCAUGGAUAAUUUCUGUGAAUGGACAGAAGUAUUACAUAAAGACAGCUUACAAGAAAACAAGAAAUUCAUAAUAUCUUUAUUGAGUUGUGUUAUUUCACGAAUUGCGCAUUUGACGAUAGAAGGAGUAACAAAAUUGAUGCAUAAACAUUUUGUUACAGCAAGUAAAAUUUUACUGGAAGAUGAAAGUGUUGAAAACCAAAAAGUAAAUGAAAUAUUAAUGUGUAUGAAAGAAGAAUUAUCGAAAGAUAAAUGGAUACAAAUUGAUAGUGCAUCGUUGUGUAAAAUAAAAAUGCACUUGGAAAUAUUACUUUGUAUACCUUUGAUGUUCUUGAAUACUUGUAUGAGAUCGAUAACAUUUAUAAUCAUAUUUGCCCUCAGGAGAGAAUGCGGCAAAAGUAAUGAAAUAAUUUCCUUAUGCGAUAUAAUAUUUUCAGAUCUCUUAGAAAUGCCAGGUCCCGAUAUGUUUCAAUAUAUAAACCCUUCUUUGCUAAUAGAUCAAUUACCACAAAAUCGAAAUGUUCAGAAAGCUGUGGUUCUAUCUCUUAGAAACAAUGUAUCGCAUAUGAUGUUAAAAACACUUAUAAAGUCUUCCAUACAUUCUAAGAAAAACUUGUGUUUUUUAUUAAAAUGUAUAGAACGUGUCAAAUCAAAAUUAAGUAUUGAUCAAAAAAUAAUAGUUAGAGAAGCAGAGAAAAAAUUAUGUAAAACAAUAAUAAAAACGUUACCGUUAAAAAUCACGGAAACAGAUGAUGUGAAAAUAUUAAGUAUAAUAUUAAAAAUUAGUAUUAUUAAUAAACAUAUCGAUGAAAAAGUAAAACAUAUAGCAGAGCUAACGCUUCAUAACAUAUUCUUGGAUGAUACUGAUAAAAAUGAAUUGUCGAAGGAUGGUUUAUGUUUAGCACUUGUGGUUCUUCAUAAUCGAAAGAUAUUUAAAGUGACAAAUGAAAUUGUAAGAGGAAUAUGGUGUUCUCUAUUGAAGCAUCCGUCUACAGAUGUACUUCUACCUUUAUUAGAAUCAACAGAACCACAAGAAUUUCAUGACUUUCUUGAGCAUUUGCACGAUCAAAUGGUAAAAUUUCUUUCAAAUACAAAAGAAAAUGAUCUGGAUAAUGUUUGCAUCAUAUGGAAUGCUAUAUUAAAAACGAAUAUGUCUGGUAAUCGAAAUAAAUUGCGCUUAACGGCAAUUAAUAAAUUAAUACAAACAAUACAAAUUGUAACCAUACCAAACAAUCUUUGGUCAAGUCUUUUAAAAUUACUUCAAAAUAUUCUUGCUACUAAACAUUUAUAUCUUUCUGGUAACGUGAUCGACAUGAGCAUAUGUUUUGGUUUAAAGUCAUUGCAAGAAACAACAAUAUUGACGUGUAAAGAUACGUUGACGCUAUGUAACAUACUUUUAAAAAUGGGAACAAGUUUAAUCACAGAUAGACUGCCUAUGUUACUGAUAUUAUAUAAACGUAUAUUAAAAGUUGUCGUACAUAAAUCCAAGGCUGUAAUCGAUAAAUCUGAAGAUCACAUAUUCAAAUGUCUUGCAUUGGAUGCAGAAAAAUUUACAAGUUCCUUGAUAAAACUGAAAAAAGAUAUGAUUCGAUUAUGUCCAUACUUAAUAGCGGAUUUGUUGGAAUUGUUUUCAGAAGUUUCGAUAGCUGAUUUUGUCAAGAUUUCUAUACAGAAUUGUAUACAUUCGUUAAUUAGUAUAUGCGAUCAACAUGCAAUUGCUUUCUUAUUUCGGACACUACCAGUUUCGCUGCAAGAAAUUUUCAAGAUGCAGUUAGACGUCUUUAACAAAUUUUAUAAAUUUUCUGGAAAGAUUUAAUUACUAAACGAAGAAACAACUUGGACUAUACGUUUUCUGCUCGUUCGAUAUUGAAGAAAUUAUUACUGUAUCUUCGUUAUUUUUGUUCGUAAAUGACGUAUGUUUGCGUGAUGCAUUUCAUAUUAUAAUAAAUUUGAACAUUUUCCAAAGAAGAAAACGAGACAAACACAUCGGCAAAUUUCAAAUUUAUUCGAAGCCUAGGGUUUUGCCAAUCUCUACUGAUCUCCACCAAUAAGGAGCCAAAUUAGUAGCGCCGUCAGCGGAGAAACGAUGAAACAAUUAUGUAAUCGAAGCGUCCAACUUGAAAAUGCUGUUGUCUCUUAUAAGUUAUAUAGUUAGAGUUCAUGUAAUUCCAUGGAAACUACAUUUACACUUCGUUAAAGUUCGUGAAACAGGGUUAUCAUUUUAAAUAAUGCGAUUUUCCAACAUACCUAAGGAUCAAAUUUAUUUAACUGUUGUAUUAGGAUGUAUUACCAGUUACUUUGUGUGGGGUCAACCUUUCAAACUUUAUAUAAAGGAACAAAUUACUAAUAAUAACUUAAGCGAAGAACUCCGUAAUGACGAAAGUUAAAAAAAGAUGGGUGCCACUUCCAGUAAGAAUCGUAAUUGGCGUAACGGCUUUUAUAGGAUUUUCUCUUUAUUACAAGCCGGGGGUAUUAUCAUUCGUUAAACAGAACAGAUAUAGACAAGCCGAAGAAUUUGCAGAUAUAGUUUAUGAUAAAUACAAAGAAAGGGAAAAUGUAAAUAGAAAAUGAAAUGUGUGUAAAGUUUUUCAGCAAAUAUAUAUAUGUUUGAUGAUGCUUGCAUCAAUUAUUAUCUACAAUAUUAUGUAUUGCAUAUAUGAAUAUGUAUAUCUAUUUAAUAAAUGAUACAGCUAAUAAUUA